CACACUCCCUUGUGUAUUUAUUAACGAUAGCUCAGGGAGACGUUCGCCAGGGGAAAGAAUGGAGCCUUUUGUGCUUAGAACAGCCAUCUGAACUGGGGCUUCCUCCUGCUUCUACUAUAUCCAUGUUACUAAGGAAGAGGUUUCUUGCCCGGGCAGGUAAACGUAUUCUCUCCUUUCUUUCCAGAAGGACUGUAGGCCGUGGUACCUUGUUUUCUCAAGCUUUCUUAGUGGACCUCUGAGGUCCUGAUGCCAUCCUGCAGGUGGUUCCACCGUGACCUGAGUGGCAUCGAUGCUGAGGUCUUACUCAAAGCACGAGGAGUUCAUGGCAGUUUUUUGGCUCGCCCCAGUCGGAAGAACAAGGGGGAUUUUUCCCUUUCUGUCAGGAUUGGUGACCAGGUAACCCACAUCCGUAUCCAGAAUACGGGGGACUUUUAUGACCUCUAUGGAGGAGAGAAGUUUGCCACUUUGUCAGAACUGGUUGAAUAUUACACACAGCAGCAGGGGUCCCUGCAAGAUAAAGAUGGGACCAUCAUAGACCUGAGGUAUCCGCUGAAUUGCUCUGAUCCAACAACAGAAAGGUGGUACCAUGGUCAUCUUUCUGGCCCAGCUGCUGAGACCUUACUCCAAACUAAGGCUGCACCAUGGACUUUCUUGGUUCGUGAGAGCCUCAGCAAGCCGGGUGACUUUGUGCUGUCUGUCCUCACCGACCAGCCUAAAUCUGGGGGGGAUGCCACUGGAGCUGCUAGCGCCCCCAAAGAACGACUUAAAGUUACUCAUGUCAAGGUUAUGUGUGAGAAGGGGAAGUACACAAUUGGGGGCACAGAGAGGUUUGGCAGCUUGGCUGACCUGGUGGAGCAUUUUAAGAAGACAGGAAUUGAAGAGGCAUCUGGAUCCUAUCUGUAUUUGAGACAGCCUUUCAAUGCCACCCGGGUGAAUGCAGCCGACAUCGAGGACAGGGUACAGAUGCUCAACAAGAGAAGCCAAGAGGAAGAGGCUGCCAAAGGAGGUUUCUGGGAGGAGUUCGAUAGCUUGCAGAAACAAGAGACGAAGAACUUGUAUGAUCGGCAUGAGGGCCAAAGACCAGAAAACAAGGGCAAGAACCGCUACAAGAACAUUUUGCCAUUUGACCACUCUCGAGUCAUCCUCCAAGACAGAGACCCUGGGUCAGAUUAUAUAAAUGCCAACUACAUCAAGAACAAGCUAUUCAGCCCUGAGGAAUGCAGCAAAACUUACAUUGCCAGCCAAGGUUGCCUGGAUGCCACCACCAACGAUUUCUGGCAGAUGGUGUGGCAAGAAAACUCACGAAUCAUUGUGAUGACCACUCGAGAAGUGGAGAAAGGAAGGAACAAAUGUGUCCCUUACUGGCCAGAGGUGGGCAGCAGCAAAGAGUACGGGCCGUACAUUGUGGAAAACAUCGGAGAACAUGAUGCCUUAGAAUAUAAACUCCGACAGCUCUGCCUUUCAUCAGUCCACAAUAGUGAGGCUGUGCGAGACAUCUGGCAUUACCAAUACCUGAGCUGGCCUGACCAUGGAGUGCCCAGUGAGCCUGGAGGAGUUCUGGGCUUUCUUGACCAAGUCAAUCAGAAGCAAGAGAGCAUCCCUGGAGCUGGACCCAUUAUAGUUCAUUGCAGUGCUGGGAUUGGUCGCACCGGUACCAUCAUAGUCAUCGAUAUGAUUGUGGAUUUGAUCUCCAUAAAAGGGUUUGACUGUGAUAUCGACAUCCCAAAGGCCAUUCAGAUGGUUCGCUCCCAGCGCUCAGGCAUGGUGCAGACCGAAGCACAGUACAAGUUCAUCUACAUGGCUAUCUGCCAGUUCAUAGACACCACUAAGAAGAAGCUGGAUGUUAUGCAGACUACGAAAGGAAAACCAAGUGAAUCUGAAUAUGGGAAUAUAACCUACCCACCCGCACAGAAGAUAAAGGCUUCACGGAAAUCCUCUAAGCAAAAGGAUGAAGCAACCCUGUAUGAGAAUUUAGGCAAAAAAGAGGAAAAGGGGCAAAAGCAGUGGCCUUCGGGGAAGGAGAAGAAAUCAAAGGGCUCUCUGAAGAAAAAAUAAUGCCCUAGAUUAUUCCACCUGCCUGGCUCCAUUCACAGCAGACACAAAUUGUCUACCCCACCCCCACCCCCCGCUGGAAACUUCCUCCGAAAGGUUUACUGAGCUAUGGAGGGUUAGCCAACACAUUUGGGUGCCUGAAGUGGGAAAUCCAGAUGUCACCUUUCCAUUCGCCUCCUACUAAUGAAUGCAAUUCUUCCUGCUUCUCCUAUGACCCAACAUACUAAUCCCAUACACCUCUUGGACUCCCCAGUGCACUUGCAAAUUCAUUAGGCUUUCCAGCCUUUACCUUUUCUAAAAGGCAGUUUUUGAAUGCUUGAAACAUGCCCCAACCACCAUUAAAGUCCAAACCAUAACAAUUAUUGGGGGAGGGCUGUAGGUCAGCGGUAGGACACCUGCUUUG
Lacerta agilis (Sand lizard) is the source of this 2455-nucleotide messenger RNA. RefSeq names its product protein tyrosine phosphatase non-receptor type 6 (gene PTPN6). The coding region runs from base 247 to 2055 and encodes 602 amino acids. The record is from RefSeq and is a predicted model, not a curated record. NCBI's taxonomy places the organism in Eukaryota, Metazoa, Chordata, Lepidosauria, Squamata, Lacertidae. The transcript is spliced from 16 exons. Gene Ontology annotation, biological process: protein dephosphorylation. Gene Ontology annotation, molecular function: protein tyrosine phosphatase activity.